AUGGACAACGCGUCCACGGGGCCCUCUACGGCCCAGAAAUCCCACAAUCUUUUCCAAGUCUACCUGCGGCUUCGACCACCUCAGGCUGGGGCAGCAACAACUGAGCGCUUCCUCACCGUGGAGCCUCCUUCAACCGACACCCCAUCCACGGCACCAACCCACAUCACCCUCAACCCCCCAAAUGAUCGAAGACGUGCAGUCGAGAAGUUUGCUUUCACCCAGGUCUUCACCGAGGACGCCACCCAACUCGACGUCUUCCACUGCACCAAUGUUGUUCCCCUCGUCGAGGGUGUCUUGGCACCACACGGCGGCGAUGGCACUGAUGCACUUCUAGCAACACUGGGAGUCAGUGGAUCUGGCAAGUCGCAUACGAUCCUUGGUUCUCGGUCACAACGCGGCAUGACCCAGUUGUCUCUGGAUGUCAUUUUCCGAUCUAUUGGGAAGAACCUCAUCGACAUCGACACCAAGCCAGAGCUGGAGGCUUCCAUCAACGCAUCAGAUGCCUCAGAGGCAUCAAUAUCCAGCGCAAGCACGUUCAUCGAAACUGUGUAUGGGGACCCUUCAGGCGGCCCGCGCCCCUCGUCCCGCGCACCAACACCCCUCGGCGAUUCAAUCCCACCGACACCUCGAAAGCUCUUGAACCGGCCCUUGGCGUUCCCGCAGGUCCCCGACAUCAGUACAGUCAACGUCUCAUCUGAUCCUGCAGCAGAAUAUCUGGUCUUGGUCUCGAUGUACGAAGUCUAUAAUGACCGCAUCUUUGACCUCUUGACGCCUCCAGUCAAAUCCGCGGCCACAAAAGAAUUUCGGCGGCGGCCCCUGAUUUUCAAAUCUACCGAACAAUCCCCUGAUCGGAAGUUGGUCGCCGGUCUGCGCAAGGUCAUCUGCAGCAACCUGAACCAGGCACUCACGGUUCUCGAGGCAGGGCUGCAUGAACGAAGGGUCGCUGGUACCGGCAGCAAUAGUGCCAGCUCACGCAGCCACGGCUUUUUCAGCGUCGAAGUCAAGAAGCGGCCGAGGUCCAGCAGCAAGCGGCACCAAUAUCCAUGGGGAGGCAGCACGCUAACAAUUGUUGAUCUCGCUGGCAGCGAGAGGGCACGGGACGCAAAGACGGCUGGUGCGACACUUGCUGAAGCAGGUAAAAUCAAUGAGAGUCUGAUGUAUCUCGGCCAGUGCCUGCAGAUGCAGAGUGACGUUGGAAGCAACAGCAAGCAAGGCGUCGUGCCGUUUCGGCAAUGCAAACUUACUGAGCUGCUGUUCUCGAACUCUUUCCCGUCUCCUUCUUCGCUAAGUCAAUCCCAAUCUAUCCGCCGAAAUCCGCAAAAGGCUGUGAUGGUUGUGACCGCGGACCCGCACGGUGAUUUCAACGCGACAUCACAAAUCCUCCGAUACAGCGCCCUCGCCCGAGAGGUCACUGUACCACGCAUCCCAUCGAUAACAGAAACGAUUUUGCAGGCAAAUGCUGCGCAUGCGUACCCCACGGGCCAGGCCUGGGGCGGGAACUCGAACCAAACUCAGCCAUGUUCAAGCCCCAUCUCGUCUCCGACCCAGCAGUUCCAGCGAUCGCCAUUCUUCCCACCAGGACCUUUGAGCCCAAAAAUGCAUCGGACUCUUACGCCGCACAGUGUUACGCCCUCCGAAGACCGUGUCACUAUGGAGAAUGCGGCUCUGGAGAUUGCGCGGCUUGCUGAGGAGACCAAUCAUCUGCGCGAGUCGUUGGCACGUGAGCAAGAGGCUCGGGCAUCGGCCGAGGCGCAUCUACUUACCAUGGAAGACAAGAUGCUGGAGCUUGAGCAGGUGGUGCGCGAAGACUGUGCCGCAGAGUUCGAUCAGCGCCUCGCUGUGGAGCUCUCACGGUGGAAGGCAGCGAUGCAGAUGGCAGUCGAGAGGGGAGAGGAGCAUUGGGACCGAAAGUUGGAGGUCUUUGAAAGGAGUCUGGAAGCACAAAUCACUGUGAAUGAUGCGAGCGACGACGACUGCAUCGUCAACAAAGAAAACGUGCUGGUCGAAAACCUGGAACAGGCGAACGCACGACUGCGCCGCGAGGUCACGAUCCUCAAGAGGGAGCUUGCAGGGCGCACUCCCAGUAAACGAGCCCCGUUGGCUGAGAGGGAGGAUAUCACUACAAGCGCGAAUAGCAGUCCUAGGUCGGUGCACUCGGGCCGCGUUGGCCGAAAAGUCAACGAGAACGCCCAGCCCGAAGGUCUCCAGCGACGGAUGGAGAGCCUGAGCCUACGGGAGGGUCAGGACGACUUGAGGAGGGUUGCGAGUGCCAACAACAGCCGGGCAAAUAGCAGGAGCCGGGCAGAUGCGAGUGGCAGUCCAGUCAAGCGCGUCCGGCCUCGGAAACUGACUGCGAGGAAGUGGGAGGACGUCCUGGACGACGAAGAUGAUAUCUUCUGA
This is a messenger RNA of Diaporthe citri, 2400 nucleotides long. RefSeq lists its product as uncharacterized. Gene Ontology annotation, molecular function: ATP binding; ATP hydrolysis activity; microtubule motor activity. Gene Ontology annotation, cellular component: kinesin complex; microtubule; nucleus. Gene Ontology annotation, biological process: microtubule-based movement. The transcript has 4 exons. NCBI's taxonomy places the organism in Eukaryota, Fungi, Ascomycota, Sordariomycetes, Diaporthales, Diaporthaceae. The record is from RefSeq and is a predicted model, not a curated record. The coding region runs from base 1 to 2400 and encodes 799 amino acids.